AUGCAGAAACAGCGUAAAUUCAAUCCAAAAAGGAGGCCACAAAAGGCAAACGCUCGUAAAAAACCCCAGGAGGUGUCGUGGCAGCCAGUCAAAUUAAAUGGUCCCGUGAUAUCCGAUGAAGGUGCUGAUUUUGGCGGCUUCAUCGGGUUGGAAAUCUUAGAAAACUAUUCCGGAAACUUCGUCAAAAAAGAAAAGACAAAGAGAGAAAAAGAUGUUGAACCUAAGGAUAAGAAAAAGAAAUCGAAAAGGAAGCAUUCGUCUGAUAGCGAAAAUGAUAGCGAUUCGGAUGAGGAAGUCAUCAACAAAAAGAAACCUAAAAGAGUAAAAGCUUUAAAAGCAGCAGGUGCUGAUGAAGUAAUUUCCACGGAGGAAGAUUCUGGUUUUGAUGAUGUUCCAAAACUCAUAAAGAAGACACCCAAACAAAAUGUGAAUCGUGAAUUGAAUGGAAAAAAUGCGGAAAAUCAAAAUCAAGAACCUCCUAGCUCGGAAGCCAAACCACACGCCGGUUUUUCGAUGUUACUGAAACCGCCAUGCAAGGCGCAAAAGAAACAAUCGAAACAGAAAAGCUUUGAAAAAGAAUCUCCUAAAGCUAAACCUGAACCGUAUUCGAGUGUUGAUUAUGCGUCAUGGAUAGAGCUUGGUGUUUCUGAACCUAUUGUGAGAGCACUUGCUGAUAAAAGAUUUAAAAUACCCACUGAAAUUCAAUCCCAAGCCCUUCCGGUUGCAAUUUUUGGACGACGGGAUUUACUUGGUGCAGCUGAGACGGGUAGUGGCAAAACAUUAGCAUUCGGGAUACCAAUGCUGGAAGGUAUCAUGCAAAUGAAAAAAGAGAAAAAAGCUAUCGCAGACGAAUCAAGUGAUCACGAACAAACGCCACCUCCGGAAGACUUUGAAAUGACGGAAGAAGAUGAAAAGGUAUUUCGCGAGGAAGGAGCCAACGUAAAGCAGAACUAUGUCGAUCCCGACAAACCGUUGUACGGGCUGGUUCUAACGCCAACGCGUGAACUGGCGGUUCAGAUAAACGAUCACUUGAAAGCGAUGACUAAAUACACGGACAUAAACAUUGCAACCAUUUUUGGUGGACUUGCCGCGGUAAAACAGGAGCGUCUGCUUCGCAAAUGUCCCGAGAUUGUAAUUGCAACACCGGGUCGUUUGUGGGAGCUGAUUCAGAGUGAAAAUCCUCAUCUAUCGAAAGUAACACAGAUAAGAUACCUUGUAAUUGAUGAAACUGAUCGUAUGCUAGAAAAGGGGCACUUCGAUGAGCUUAAGCAGCUUCUUGAACUGAUAAAUUCAAAUGAGGAUGCGAAGAAACUUCGACGAAAUUAUAUUUUUUCUGCAACACUUACCAUGGAUCACGACCUACCAGACCAUCUGAAGAAAAAUGCAAAAAAAGCUAAAAAGGUGAUUAAACAAACUCCCGGCCAGCGCAUGGAUAAUCUUAUUGAAGUUAUUGGCAUGACUAAUCCGAAGAUCGUUGACCUCACACAAGACCAUGGCACUGCUCGUACGUUAACUGAGUCACGUAUUUUGUGCCAGAUGGAGCACAAGGAUUACUACUUGUUCUAUUUUCUACAGCGCCAUCCUGGUCGCACAUUGGUGUUUUGUAAUUCGAUAGAUUGUGUGAAACGUCUCGUAUCUUUGUUUGGGUACCUAAAUUGUAAUCCACUGAGCCUGUUCGGGAGCAUGCAACAGCGUCAGCGGCUGAAAAACUUGGAGCGGUUCACUUCCAACCCUAGGGCGUUGCUGAUUGCAACUGAUGUAGCUGCUCGUGGUCUUGAUAUCCCAAACGUCGAUCACGUAAUUCAUUACCAGGUACCCAAGACAACAGAAAACUAUGUGCAUCGUUCGGGUCGUACGGCUCGGGCCAGCAAGGAAGGGUUAACUAUACUACUGAUAGGGCCAGCUGAGGUAAAGGAUUACGUAAAAUUGAAUCAGGAUUUGGGUCGCACCGAGGACCUUCCUCUGUAUCCCACUUUGGAUCGGGUGAUGCGGCAGGUAAAGGAGCGUGUAAAUCUGGCUCGUCAAAUUGAGAAGAUGGAUCUGCAGCAGCGACGUUCGGGAGCGAGCCGCUCUUGGGAAGACCAGCUUGCAAAGGAAUUCCAAAGUGAUUCCGAAGCGGACAGCGAACAGGAAGAAGCACGCAAGUUAGAGCAAACAAAACGUAAACGUGAAUUUAAAGCGAGAAGGACGGAGCUCAGCCGAUUGCUUGCUAUGCCUCUAGUUGUGGAUCGAAUGGAACUGAGCUACCCGUCGUUGAACAUUGCGGGACCGAAGUUACCGACUGAAACGGAACAUUCGGCGAUCAGUCUGAUACGUAAGACAGAACAGGAUCGGAUUUUGGAGAAAAAACAGCGCAGAAACAAGAAGAAACAUUAUUGA
This is a messenger RNA of Anopheles nili, 2379 nucleotides long. RefSeq names its product ATP-dependent RNA helicase DDX24. The transcript has 5 exons. Lineage: Eukaryota; Metazoa; Arthropoda; Insecta; Diptera; Culicidae. The record is from RefSeq and is a predicted model, not a curated record. Gene Ontology annotation, cellular component: nucleolus. Gene Ontology annotation, molecular function: ATP binding; nucleic acid binding; RNA helicase activity. The coding region runs from base 1 to 2379 and encodes 792 amino acids.